Molecule: messenger RNA, 1314 nt
Organism: Lacerta agilis (Sand lizard)
Lineage: Eukaryota; Metazoa; Chordata; Lepidosauria; Squamata; Lacertidae
Gene: CCDC127
Product: coiled-coil domain containing 127
Exons: 4
Coding region: 134-925 (263 amino acids)
Source: RefSeq, a predicted model, not a curated record
GACACCAUCUUGGCCAUGCCACUGGCUAGCGUCAAGCAUCUGUUCCAGGAUGGCUUUGAUCAAGAGCCUUUCCCCCUUAUCUUCUGAGUGAUCAAAUUUGUUUGACUGCUAAAGAGAAAUUAAGGGUCCGUCCAUGAAUAAUUUAAAUGACCCCCCUAACUGGAACAUCCAGCCUAAUGCAAGGGAUGAUGAAGGCCAUGGAAGCAAAUGGAAUUAUGCUUUGUUGGUUCCCAUGUUGGGGCUGGCUGCCUUCCGUUGGAUCUGGUCCAGGGAGUCUCAGAAAGAGAUAGAAAGAGAGAGAAAAGAUAUCUAUAGAAAACUCUCAUUAGUGCAGAGAGAACUUGAAUCUAAAUAUCGUGACAUAAUCACAGAAAACCGCCGCACAGUUGCCCAUCUGGAACUGGAACUGGAAAAGGAACGGAACAGGACAGUAAGUUACCGUGAAGCCCUCGUCUCUCAGAGCCGUAAACUGGUAGAAGAAAGAAGAACUCUGGAACAAGAACGUUCAAAAUUAGAACAGGAGAAGCAGAUUCUGCAGCACUCUGGAGCUGCUGGUGCUUUGUAUCAGAAUUGCCUGGAGAAGGAAGAGCAGUGGCAAAAGAGAGCGGCUGCUUUACUAAAAGAUUUUGAAGACGCUCUUACGGAAAGGCAGGACAUCUACUGUAGCCUUGUGCUACCAAGGCACCGGCGACUGGAAAUGGAGAAGAAUUUGCUUAUUAGAGCAGCAACCGAUCCAGUUGCUGUGGACCUGGACCUGGAAACUGGCUUAAAAGAUAUUUUCAGGCAUGAUACCUAUUGCAGUAAUAUGCUUAACACCAAUAAACGUCAGAAUGGAAGGCUAAUGUGGCUCUAUCUUCGAUACUGGGAAUUAUCUGCUGAGCUCAAAAAGUUCAAGAGGGUAGAGAAGGUCAUGUUGGGAAAGUAGUAGCUAAAAAUUACCGAGUAUCAAUACAAUACACGUGUCAGAUACGGCGGUUUCCUCCGGGAUCUCAGCUUCACCACCAUAUAUGUAUUGGUCAUUUAACAGACUAUCUUAAGCACUUAAUGUCUUUCUUUGACUCACCAAGGUGAAUGGUGAUUGUGUGGUACCAUAAUGCUCAGGUUAAUUUCUCUGGUGGUUUUUAUUAACUGCAACCCUAUGCAUGUUUACUCAGAAAUAAAUUUCACUGUUCCAGUGGGGAUUAUUCCCAGACAAGUGUGUUUUUAGGAUUGCAGCUUAGAUCAGGGUACUGGGCUUAAAAGGCAAUGACUUCAGCUUCUGACACUUGCAUGACAACACCUUUUCUGUAAUAAAUCUUACUAUGCUACUUGGAA